This is a messenger RNA of Amoebophrya sp. A25, 6865 nucleotides long. Lineage: Eukaryota; Dinophyceae; Syndiniales; Amoebophryaceae. The record is from the annotation of a GenBank genome assembly.
UAUAAAUUCCUUCAUUUCCACGUUGAUUUCUGGCGAGCUUUUCUGAGAUAACCUCACGGUUUGGGUUUGUUAGACUUCUAGGAGAACAACCAAAUCAGCGAUAAGACCAUACAGAAGUCGCCUGUCAUCAACGUUCUUGCUCUGAACACGACAGUCGUGUGACGCCUAAAGAAGGAGCUGCCUUAGAAGUUGAACAUUGUUUGACCUCAGUACACGACCAGCAGCAGCAGGUGACUUCUACUAGUACUUACAAGGUGUGGUCUAGGGGGAGAACAAUCUAGAACAUCUGCUCCACACCAUCACGGCUCCACUUCUUGUCCUUUUUGUUGGAAGUACUAACACGACCCCCGAUCUAGAUUCUUGUGACGAGAGCACAACUGGUAGUACAGCGUCUACGUCCACUCCGACCAAGUGGUAACCCACAAAGAUUAUGGCCGUGAGUAUUAAGUCAUAGGUUUUUUACUGUUGCAGUUGCUGCGGCCUGUGUGUACCACUAAGAAAGGACACUUCUCGUUGGGGGAGUUCCCAGCUAAGUAGAGCGCCUUCUUUUUCGCCCGGCUAGAGAAGCAGUAGUAGGUGAGUAAAGUUCGUGGGCUCGGGGGAGUGUCGCGAGUGACGCGCUUCUGCUUACUUACUACCUGGCUAGGCUGUCCUUUCUGGUAGAAGGUUUUCUCUUCUUUUCGGUUUUACUCGACUUUUAUCUUGCUUGCUGACCAGUCGUGUGCCAAAUUUCCCUCUCUUUCUUGUGGCUUGUUUAGAAGUAGUAGCGCGAGGGCAAGUCCUAAACGACGCAUCGGAGAGCGAGGAGCGACGAGCAGCAGCGCAAAGCUGCGUUAGCAUGGCGUCGCCCAUCAAGCGCCCCAUCGGUCCCCGGACGUUCAGGCAGAACCUGAGGACGCAUACAAGCACGCAGAUCCGCAAGGAAGUGUAAGCGCAUCACAGAGAAGACAACAGACUUUAGCAGGCGAAUGGCCUGCCAUUGAAGUCGCGACCUUCGUGGUGGCGUGUGCGCAUGUCAGCUGGCUGCGCGAGCUGUGCUGUCUCCACGUAUGUGCAAGAACAAUCUGCGGACAUCUGCGACGAAGUCUGGGAGUGGCAGCAUGGAAACAGCCGCAGACGGUACAUGGCAGCGCCAUAUAGCGCCACCAAGCAGCUGAACGGCCUUGAUUGCCAACCUGAGAAGUUAGCGACCGCGGUGGAGAGAGAACGCGUGGACGAAACGGGGUGGCUUGUUACUACGGUACGGCUCUCGAAUUGAACGGACUCGGUGGCGAGGAGCCAGGGGGUGAAGUAUCGAGAGCGCUCGUCGAAGGGCCAGCGCCACCCAGGGACGCCAUCACGCAGGCCAGCAGUGGCUUGCACUUGUUGACUGCUCUAGGUGCGGCCUUAUCCCCGGCUCGUGCGUUCUUAGUAGACUUUAAAUACUCCGGCGGAGGGGCGCAGCAGAACAUGGAGCGAGGCAGAGCGUCCGCAAGUGGAAUGCGUGAGGCCAUGGCCUGGCGCUGGUUCUAUACAGGCUAGGCAUGGCAUGGCUGCGAGUGACUACAUGCGCAGGCUCAGGCGCGUGCUGGAAUACGCGAAGGAAGUCACCACGCUCCCAGAAGAAGACGAAGCAGGAGGAGGCGGCAAAGUGAGUCAGAACGCCGCGGGGCUUUUUAGUAGCUUCCCUCGGCCAAUUGAACAAGAGCACCGUGAAGGACUUGGGUGCCAGUCUAGAGGAGGCAGGCAGAUUCUGUGGCCACCUUUCUACAGCUGAAGGCGAAGCACCGAGGGCGAGUCCCCGGCGCCCCGGCGGGGCCAAUAAAGGCUUUUUGAUUCGAAGGUUACGGAUUACUUCGACGAAAUCAACAAGAGGAGAGGGCGCAGUGUAAAGAAGGGGCCAGGGCUUUCGCGUUCAGCGCCGCUGCUGUUGUUUUUAGCAACGGCGGACGCCCUGGCGCCGCGUAUCGUGGAGCAAGAGCUGGCCCUCGCGGAAGUAGUGAGGGGAGCAGAGGGACUGGCGUGGCACUUUGGGAACUUAGUCUAGUGGGUGUGCGGGCCUCCGAGCACUACGCUCUCGAGUGGUAACGCCUAGGCACAGGCUGGAGCUGUGGGGCGCCGCCACUAACUUCCAGCGUGUUCCCUUAUUGUGUCUUCCUCGCAAGGCCGGCGCGCGGCUUUCUCAGCUGGGCGACUUUCUUAGCCAGACUGACUCGCCGAGCAUGGGCACACUUCCAAGCGUCUCGUGGACCGACAGAAGACGCAGCACGGCAAACAAAGCGCACAACAACACAACAACCGCCACCCAUACAAGAGGAGGCAGCCCCCUCCCCCCUAGUGCAGUGAGUAGCCUCUUCUCUUUAAUAACAGCAAGACACUGCGCUCCUCUAGUAGCGCCCCCCAAGAAGAAGGGCCUUGCGCUACUUGUAAGCGGUGAAAGUUCGUGCUGCAUCCAUAUGCUGGCCUGAGCAUGGGGGCGCACGCUGGCACCAGUUUCCGCGAGCAAUCUCAGAGCCCACGACAAAGAGCGCCCAGGCCAGGUCCAUUAGGUUAGUCUUCUCUUUUGUUUUCUUCUCGGUUCUUCUUCUUCCUCCGUUUUUUCGCGUGUCAAGCAGUUGCGCAGAAGUGAGUCCCUCGGCGCCACGCGCGCAGAGUCUCGGCCGCAGAAUGAGAGCAGGCGACGAACCUUCUCGGGCGUGAUAGCAUUCAGCAUCAGCGACAGGGCCUCCGCGUUGUAAUAUUUCAAGCACAGGAGGCCGCUGGGCCUCGAUCUGGAAAAGAUAGAAGAGGGGACGCUUCUGGGCUGUAUAUAGCUACCCAGCAGCCUAGCAACUGAACACCCAAGAGCUAUCAGCGCGCUGGAGUCACAGAAACGAACCAACAGGAUUUCGCCAUCCAAUGGCCUGACAUCAUCGAACCGGUGGAGCAUGGCGGCGCCAGAGGUAGUAGCUGCGCAGCAGGAUCGAGCUGCGCCGCAGCAGCGAAAGCUUGGGAGGCGUUGGGCUCUUGGAGUUUCGUCUGCGAAGGCUUCUACGGCAGAAAGGAAGACCAACCGCGUCGAAGGCGGCGCCUAUCUCAAGUCGCGCGAAGCAAACUCCAUCUGGGAAGUUUGGAGCGGCGUAGUAGAGUAAUUCGGCGGCAGGAGUCGCGGCGCCCUUGCGGAGGGAGCGGCAGAACCGUUGGAAGCAGCCGCCAGGAGAGGCCAACAGCAAGGGAGGCUAGCGGCCCUCUGCUUCUGGGCUCCUCCUGAAGAGGAUCAGCCAGAGCAGCAGGACAGGCCCCCGGGCGGCAUGUGUAGCGUGUACAGAGCCCAACUACUACGAAUUUGCGGGGAGAGGAGUGCGCGCCACGGUAGCGGCUGCGCUAGCCCAGCCAUCUCUGACCAGCUCUGGCUUAUUUCUCUCGCCUCUUGUUGCAGAUUCGAGCCGAUUCGCCUCGGCCCGUUUUCGCUGUGAGUGACAACCUGCCGCCCCCCUUUUCGCUGGCUUCGCCGUCUGGUUUUAAACUGCCGACCAGCCACACGCAAAAGCAUAGAAAGACGACGCCGAAGAUUGUGAGUCGCGGUAGAGCGGCAGCAGUGUCGCAAGGUAAUGGUAGCGCGGCGGCUGGCAGCUGCGUGGGCGCCAGCUCAAGGGGCGGCGGUAGUAACAUUGUCAAGAGGGCGACGCAGUAAAGGGCACGCUGCCGCCUGUGGUUGACUAAGAAGUGACCAAAACAAGAACAGCGAAGCGGGCUAAUCCCUAUGGCCCGCGCUGUCAACGCAUGGAAGAGAUGCGCAAAGCGCCACGCCCGAAGCGGAUCCAAGUUGGGGCAUUGAAGUAGGCCAGGCAUCGCAGAACGAAGAGUCAAAGCGCACAAGGCUCACGCGCCAGAGAUUGGCUCUGCAUGACGCUAAGAGAUCGCCAAGCCUUGCAAGUUAAGCGAAUGCAUCCACUGAGUAACGAGGGCCACAGUGACAAUCUGCGGAGGUGGAAAUCUAUGGGCGUCACGCUGUGGAUUUUGACCAAUGUGACAGACAACAGGAGGGGCCACUUCUAGUAAGGAGCAAAGUGCCCACGGCUCGACAGAGCUGAUCAGAAGGCUCUGGACUUGGGCGCACUGGGCCGCACAUAAGUAGCCAGAACUUGCGGAGAGGUAGAAGAAGCAGCGAAAAGCCUAGCCAGGAACGAAGUCGGGGCUAAGUCGAAUGCUUUUUGGCAGCACAGCGCUGCAGGCAUAAAGCUUUCUUUCUUGGAGCAGGACUGCUAGCGCGCUAGAGAGGGCGGCGGCCUCUCAUUCUUCACGGCAGAGGCUAGCCAAUAGCCAUCAGCCGCCUCGCAAUACAAAAAAUGGAAAGGCAUUCACUCGCAUAGAAGGGGCAGAAGCAUGCGACGACGGCGCAGCAGCACACAAGUCCGCGGCACUCUCUUGAAGGGCUGACCAGUAGCGCGCAGCGUAGAGGCGCGGCGAGUGAGCCCAAUAGCAUGGGCGCAUGCGGCGGAUGAGCGCGCCCACCCUCAUCCUCAGCAGUCGGCGCUUUUGCGAUCAGGAGCUUGGGGAGUGGACUCAUAUAGAUACUUAAAAGUAGUAGAGAGGCAAGCCCUCCCCCCCUGAGCGACAGGAGAGUGACCGUCAGGGUUGGCUGCCUUGUCGCCGUAUUAGUUUCAGCUGUACCCCGCCACACAUAGAGAGGCCCCGCCCCCCGCAUGACGUGAGGGGGCCACUCGCAUCAGGUAAAGGCAAGGCCCAAGAAGGUUCGCGACUGGGAGUCCUAAACUGAGUCACGGGAAGAGCCCACCAAGCGUGACUGGCUCCGGCCCCCACGGUGUGGGCGGCGUCGCUCUUCCUCAUAUCAUCCCCGGAGCCGGAAGUAGAUGUGCGGCAGUCGUAGCUGCGGGGGGGUCGGCGCCUUGUGCAUGCAAACUGAUCGGCUGACUGCCUAACUUUAGCUGGAUGAUCUUCACUGGGCUAGGCCAGCCGGGGCACAGGCGUGCUUGCAAAGUCCAGAGGUGGCCCUGGGUCUGAUUUGGUUCCUCCGUUAUCCAGCACCGCCGCGCGCUGGGCGGCCGCGUAUAGUUGACUGGUUGACUAGGGGCUGGGGCCAAUCUUCAGCUAUCAAUGAUAGCUAGCGGGUUAGGGGCUGAAUUUUUCGAUUUCGUUUUCCCUCCAAAUGCGACCGCCUGAAGAUCGUAAACGCGGACUGUUAAGACGAUAGUGAACCCAAGUACAAGUCGGCUCACAGACAAGAGCAACAUCGAAGACCUAUUAUAUCUAAUAACGUGUUGCGGCAGCGUUCCUGUGCGCAUGGGCUGGCCCGUUGCAAAACGACAGCACAACGCUUGUCUCUGCUCGUUCUCUGGUUCCUGCUUCACGCAAGUGUCGGCGUUGUGGCGAUUUCCAAAGUCGACCUGCAAAAGCCCGAUCAAGACCAAAUUAACAGGUUUUUUCCUCCUGAUAGUAUGCUAGGAAUUCUCGGAGCACAUUAUCAUGAUAGAAGCGGCAGCGGUAACAAGUUCUCCCCGUGGCACGAAUUCACAUUCGAAUUUGAUUCCCCCGCAAGAGAGCCGUACACCCCGAUUUUUCCUAAUUGGAAUGAGCACGGAGAGCCUCAAACAGAAAACUCAAGCGGUUUGCUUCCCCAUCUGGGACAGAUGAAGGUGAUGAAAACCGAAGCACCUUCAAUUAAGAGAUACUAGAGUUUUUCAUUUUCAUGAUCGCAGUCUGAAGGAGAGUAGGGAAAUAGAUCUCCUGACUUUCAGAGCAAUGGCAACCCGAGGAGGGGGGCAUGCCAUUUACUCAAGGUGGAACGAUGAGAAAGUAUUCAUUUCCUUUGGUCUUCCUCGGUCUAUCUCAUCAUUUCUAAUUCAAAAAUUGUUGGCGUGCAGGGUGGAGAUGGUAAAGAUCCGAAAGCAACACUACUGCAAAGCGGGACGUUCGGUCGGAUAUUCGGCCUUGUAACAUAUUCGAUUUCGAAGGAUUCAACGAGUGCAGAACCUCAAAAGCCUGAAUCAGCUCUGAAGCACGUGGUGGUCCUGCUGCACAAAGGAACAACUAUCAGCGAUCUUUUUUCGUCUGGGUAUCAUCAGCUUGAAUCCACCGAAAAAGGAGUUUCUUUUUUCGUUCCGAAGCGUUACGAAGACGUCAAAAAGGCCCUACUGAAACUUUUUCGGGACGCCGACAAGAACAACAAACCUCUAAAUCCGGACAUCAGAGAAGCGCUUCGAGAAGCUUACGUAGCCCUUCACGUAACCAAUCAACCCGGUGCAAAACACUGCUGCGUCGAGACCCACUACGUGCGCGUCGCUUUUUCCGAAGUAUCUGACUUCGGAGAGGUUCAUCUUCAUGCUCAUUUUAUUUACUGCAUGGAACGCAUGUCAGAGAGCCUUUCCAAGUUGUUCUCAAAAGACACUAGCAAACGAGAAGAAGCACUAGAUUACGCGACUCGGAUGUCGUUGUUCGUGAAGGCAAUUGCGGCAGUUCAUGACUUUCACAAAGCAGGAUACACGCACGGCGUACGGCACAAAAUUUGUGGUCUCUUAAAUGCAAAGCCGUAGCAAGUUUCCAGUGGAUGAAUGUGACACACCAAUCCCAUUUUUCAGUAAAAAUGACUCAUGGUCAAGAAUUGCUUUUUUUCUCACAGUCCAUCGUUCGAAUUCUAUGUCUGUGUCAACCCCGCCUCUCUCCCCCCUCUCCUUCCCCUUUUCAUACAUCGAUAUCAAGUAUGCGAACAUCCUCGUCGGUUUCUCUGCGAGGGGCACGGACAAGCAAACAGUGGAAGCAAGCAUGAUCGAGGUGGUGAAGGUUGCCGAUUUUGGGACGGCGCUUCCCGUCGACCAGAUGCGAUCUUUACGGGACGGCUACACACGAGGUUUCGCAGACCCUCGACUCCAUGGCAUGUUGGGGAAGG